GCCGGUAUACUGUAAUUUUUCAAGUUUGUCUAUUUGACUAUAAUCAUGCUAUUCUUUCGAUUGACAAUAUGAACAAAGGAUAAGUUAUUCAUGUGGAAAUAUUUAAAAGUAAACAAAAGUGUAUUUAAAUAGAUAUAAAAUUAUGUAACAAUAACAAAAAUUAUUCAUCAUAAUAAGUAGUUUUCAUACGUUUGUUUACAACCUAUUCCUAAGUGUACUAUUUUGUGUAUGUAUUUAUAAUUAAUUUAUGUAUUAAAUUAGAAGAACGAAAAAGAGAACUAUUUGCCAAGGUAACAUAAAUUUCAAUAGAUUUGUUUGAAUUGUUAGGUGAAAGUAGAAAACUCCAAAUUAAUUUUAAGCACGUGUCCCAUUGCGAAUUUGUAGUUUUUCGUAAAAUAAUUCGAUAAAAUGAUUAUUGUAAAUUAUUCAACAUGCAAGGUGGUGGAUACAUCGUAAGCGCCGGGAUAAAUAUGUUGGCAAGUAGCACAACCAUUACACAUAAUGAGCAGCAAAGCAAACACUCCAUGUAAAACUGUUGCUACAAGAUCUGAAAAAAAUACUGUGGAAAGCAAACAACAUUUGCCUUCUCAUGAAGUACCUACAGAAGGUAUUAUUUUAUAUGAUGAUUGUAAUACUCUGAUAGAAGUUACUGUGAAAGCAAAUGGUCGAAAACGUACAUCAACAAUGGUUAGCAGCAGUCCCACCAGUCACAAAGCAGUAGAGGAGAAAAGAAGACCCAGUAGCAGUGGUGAUUCUCACCAAGGUUGGUGUCAAAUUUUAAGAGAACAAAAUCGAGCAACUGUAAAGCAAAGUCUGCAACAAUUAGCUGGUCGAAUUCCAGCUGCAAAGCCAUUAAAACAUGCAACUGAGACUAAAGAAAUGAAGAAAAAUUCUAAAAGUCAUCAAAGACAUGAAAACAAACACUUGGAUGAGAUUCCUGUCAAACAAUCAGCUUCACAAAAAAGAAUAGAAGAACAAAUCAAAGUUACACCAUGUACUACAAAUCCAUCUACUACGUCUGUUCCAAGUUCUGUGGAUUCUAUUCUAGUUGUCGAUAGAGGAGUACAAUGUGGUGGAAUAUUUGAUUGUAGCGAUGAUAGAUUUGGUGCAUGCAAUCCAGUUCGUACAUUAGGUUUUUUAAUGAAGGAAUUGGAACACUUAAUAAAAGAUGAUAAAGCUAGUAAAAUUUUUACUGAUAUGGAACAAGCAUUGCUUAGGAUACCAGCAGAAUCUGGAAAAACAUCAUUUGUGGAUAUAGAGGCCAUGACGCUUCGUACAAGAUUAGAAGCAACUACAAUCCAAUUGGAAGAAACAAGUAAAAAAAUGAAUACAAUGUGUGAAACAUUGCGCGAAGAACGGGAUUGUUUCCAGCGACAAGUUCAUAAACAAGCUGUAAUGUUGAAUGAAGCUCGAGAGAGACAGUUAGACUUAGAAACGACUAUAAAAACAUUGAAGCAAGAAGUACAAGAAGCAAUGAAAACAACUCAUGCUAAAGAUAAAAUAAUUACUGAGUUAAAAGAAGAGAUUAGGGGUCAUGAAUUCUGCCAAAAAGUUAUAACGGAUUUGAGAACAAAUCUUGCUGAACAAAUAGAACUUGCAAGACAAAGGCACUUAGAGGUGCAAUACUUGACUCUUGAAAAAGAUAAACUUACCGUUUUGUGUUCGUACAAGGAUUCGUUAUUGAAUGAACUUCGCAAUGCAAUCAAGGAGUUGCAAAACCAAAUUACCGAUCAGUUAAGUAAUUUAAACAUGUAUGUUCACGAAGAAAGUAUCAAUCCGCAAGGUUCAUUGGUUCACGGAGGUCUUGCAUGUUCAUCCCCAACUUCUACUUCUUCUCGCGAAUCAAAUAUACCUACUUCUUGGCAUGAUAUAUCCGAUGUUUCCUUGUCUACCGUGGAUCAUAUACCAUCGAAAAAUAGAGAUGUAAACAAGUUUUUACACAAACCAGACAAACCAUCGGCUAGUGCCGAAAAUCAUUUCGGAAAAUUUGAAAAGAACGAAACAAAAAGAAUUAAGGAACCUCAAACUAAAGAUUCCGCUAAUUUAGAGUUUAUUAGUUUACCUGGUGGAGAAUCUUCGCUUAUGCUUUUAUCCUCGUACAAAGAUCUUGGUUGCACAGAAAUUAGCCAAUCAGGUCACAAGGGAAACGAAGACGUAACAACGCACAAUAACAAAAAGACUGAUAAUUUACGUAAUUCUAAGAGCGUCGAUAAAAUGUCUUUGUCAGAAUGUUUAAACUCGCCUUCUGAAAAAACUCGUGAAAAAGAAGCACGUGUAAAUGAUACACCUAAAAAUCGAAAGUCAUCAGGAUUACACAAAAAACAAAGUUAUGAGAAAAAAUCUACUUUAAUCGACGAUAGCUCUAACAUUUUAGAAAAUAAUUUACCUCAAAAUCUAUUACGUACUGCUAUAUCGGAACAGUUCCAGAAUAUGUUCCACGACAUUAGGACUCAAAGUAGAAUGCCUGUUAAUAUACCGAGUCCGCCAAGGAAUUAUCCUCAUCCUAAUUGGAUCGAUAAUACAUUAUCCAGUAUCAGUGCUGCUUCUGAAUUAACCCUUUAGUUGUAAACAUCAUAUUCAUAUGCUGUCUCGAGUUCUACACUUCAUCGAUCGUUUUUCAAUCGGAGCGUGUUACAGCUAAAGAGUUAAUUGCGAUGCGAUGAAACACCUAAAACUGCAUCGAUUCUUUUUGUAAGAUAAUAAGCAGCAUCUUCAUCCAAUGAAAUUAUUUUUUUUAUCUACAGAAACUCAGUUUCAGGAAACAUAAAAAUUAAAUUAUAUUUUUAUGAUCUCAAUGAUUUAACAAUAUAAUUUUAAGUAAUAAUUUACAGGAGAUAUUUAUAUAUAUAUAUACAUAGUAUAAAUUGUAUCGAUUUCUGGCUUACAUGUACUUUCCUAUUAAUAUAUGUAUAUUUGCUUUUAACUUGUAAAUCUAAGUAAAGUUUAUACACAAGAAUACAUGUAAUUUAAAAAAAUAUUGUUUAUAAAUAUACGUUAUAAUUAUUAAUUGAAAGGAGGGUAGAAAAGGCUUUAAAAGUUACAUGUAACACAACAGUGUUACGUGUAUUAAUUGUACACAAUUUAAGGAAACUUUGUAGGGCAACACAAUGGCGUUAAUACCAAAGUAUUACACGACCAUGUUGGAUGUCUUGCAGUGUUGGUGUAUAAGAUAACGUGAGACUGAUAAUUCUUCAAAAAGUGUUGAUAGUUUAAUUGAUAAUAAUUUAACAAAUAAAAUAUAAUACGUUCGUUUUAUAAUAAACAAUACACGUGUUAUACUUAAUACCUCCGCGUCUCUUAGUAAAUUCUUACUAAGAAAUUGCAAGGACACAAUAUAAAUAUGACAUGAAAAACCAGGUGUAUAUAUAUAUAUUUUUUAUCACAUAUGUAUAUAUACAAGUAAAGUAUAAUACUUAUAUUUUGUAAGUCUUAAUAGGAUUAAAAGGGAACAUUUUAGUACACGUAAAACAUUCAUCAAUUUUGCAUAAAGAUGCCUUGAAAUACAUAUACAUGUUUCCCAGUAAGCGUGUACAUGUGUACUCUCUCUUUGCGAAAAAUUCGAUCUUUUUUUUUUAUGAUUAUUUUCUGUUUCUAGCGACCGAGAAACGUCAUCCUCUAACAACUAUCGUAAUACGAACACAGUCCUAACAUUCGAUGCGCAUAAAAUAAUGUUAACUUCGAGACGAAAAAGACUGUCUUCGCAUUGAAUGUUUUCGAUGAAAAUUGCGAUAAAACGUGAAAUAUUAAAAACGUUUAUUUGA
Messenger RNA from Hylaeus anthracinus, 3761 nucleotides. RefSeq lists its product as uncharacterized. Lineage: Eukaryota; Metazoa; Arthropoda; Insecta; Hymenoptera; Colletidae. The record is from RefSeq and is a predicted model, not a curated record. Bases 502 to 2562 code for a protein of 686 amino acids. The transcript is spliced from 8 exons.